Hypanus sabinus (Atlantic stingray) is the source of this 8443-nucleotide messenger RNA. RefSeq names its product carbamoyl-phosphate synthetase 2, aspartate transcarbamylase, and dihydroorotase (gene cad). Gene Ontology annotation, biological process: L-citrulline biosynthetic process; 'de novo' pyrimidine nucleobase biosynthetic process; L-glutamine metabolic process. Gene Ontology annotation, molecular function: metal ion binding; carbamoyl-phosphate synthase (glutamine-hydrolyzing) activity; ATP binding. Bases 245 to 7009 code for a protein of 2254 amino acids. NCBI's taxonomy places the organism in Eukaryota, Metazoa, Chordata, Chondrichthyes, Myliobatiformes, Dasyatidae. The transcript has 44 exons. Gene Ontology annotation, cellular component: cytosol; cytoplasm. The record is from RefSeq and is a predicted model, not a curated record.
GCGGGUUAGGGAGCUUCUGUGGCGCCGUGCUUUCGUUCGGCGUGGAUGGGAGCAGGUCAAUUUGGCACACUCGGUUUUAGAGGGUGCUGCAGUUCAUUGCACUAAGAUCGCGGGUUGUUGGGGAGCGGCGGGUUUGAUUCGGAGCGGUCUUUUGUCCCCGGCAGAAGCGUCUGUUGUAUUUGGGAUUCACGUGGCGGGCCCAGCGCAAGCGGCAGGAAGAAAGUUGCACACCGCGCUGUGGGAGAUGCCAGGCGAGCUUGUUGAAGAAAUGGCCCGGCUUCAUUUGGAAGACGGCUCUUCAUUUGAAGGCAGGCUUUUCGGCGCAAAUACCGGCGUCUCUGGCGAAGUGGUUUUCCAGACUGGAAUGGUGGGUUACCCUGAGGCCCUGACGGAUCCAUCAUAUUAUUCCCAAAUACUUGUCCUUACCUAUCCGCUAAUUGGGAACUAUGGUGUACCAAAGGAUGAAGGUGAUGAACAUCAGCUCAGUAAGUGGUUUGAAUCAUCCAAAAUUUAUGCUGCAGCACUGGUGAUCGGCGAACAUUCAGAAAACCCAAGUCACUGGAGUUCAGUCCACUCGUUGGGCCAGUGGUUGAAAGACCAAGGAAUUCCUGCAUUAGAGGGAAUUGAUACAAGACGCCUCACAAAGAAGAUUCGGGAAAAAGGCACAAUGUUAGGGAAGAUUGUGAUAAAUGGGAUAGAUCCAAAUACUCUUCCUUUUCAUGAUCCAGACAAACUAAAUCUGGUGAAGGAAGUUUCCAUCAAGGAACCCAAGGUAUACAAUCCCUCUGGAAGUGUGAAAAUCUUGGCUGUGGACUGUGGGAUGAAGUAUAACCAGAUCAGAUGCUUGUGUAAGAGAGGAGCUUCUGUAACUGUAGUACCGUGGGAUUAUCCUUUGAAGAGUAACGAAUUUGAUGGGUUAUUUAUCAGCAAUGGACCAGGAGAUCCAGAGUAUUGUCGACAGACAAUUAGCAAUGUGAGGAAGAUCAUUUCUGAAGAAAAUCCUAAGCCUUUAUUUGGAAUUUGUAUGGGACAUCAGAUCCUUUCAUUGGCAGUUGGAGCCAAAGUUUACAAGAUGAAAUAUGGGAAUCGUGGGCAUAACCAGCCUUGUAUUCAUGAAGAUACACAACGUUGCUUCAUUACAUCCCAGAAUCAUGGCUUUGCUGUAGACCCAAACCAUCUUCCAGGAGAUUGGUCUGUUCUGUUCACCAAUGCUAAUGACCAAUCCAAUGAAGGAAUCAUUCAUAAUACUAAACCAAUUUUCAGCAUCCAGUUUCACCCAGAGCAUAUGGCUGGACCAACAGACCUGGUGGAUCUGUUCGAUAUCUUUUUGGAAUGUGUGCGUGACACAAAGAUGGGCAUUAAUUUAGAUGUAACUGUUAAAGAACGUAUUACUUCCCAUUAUACUUUCAAAAAUGGAACUGAGCAAAGCAUCCCUCCAUCUGGAAGGCUGCGACCUCGCAAGGUCCUUAUCCUUGGAUCAGGUGGGCUGUCUAUUGGUCAGGCAGGGGAGUUUGAUUACUCGGGUUCUCAGGCAAUUAAAGCUCUGAAAGAAGAGAAUGUUCAGUCCGUGCUUAUCAAUCCAAAUAUUGCGACUGUUCAGACGUCCAAAGGACUUGCAGACAAAGUCUAUUUUCUACCGAUUACCCCAGAAUAUGUUACACAGGUCAUAAUGAAUGAACGACCAGAUGGAAUCCUCCUAACAUUUGGUGGACAGACAGCAUUAAACUGUGGCAUCGAGCUUCAGAAAAGGGGAGUUUUGGAAAAGUACAACGUCAGGGUUUUGGGGACUCCAGUUGCUUCUAUUGAGAUGACAGAAGAUAGGAAAAUCUUCGUGGAGAAGAUGGCAGAAAUUAAUGAAUACGUUGUACCUAGCGAAGCUGCUUUCUCAUUAGACCAGGCUCAAGCUGCAGCAGAACGCUUGGGUUACCCUGUUUUGGUGCGGGCUGCCUUUGCUCUGGGUGGACUGGGCUCAGGAUUCGCUCAGAACAAAGAGGAGUUGGUGACCUUAGUGACACAGGCAUUUGCACACACAUCUCAGAUUCUGAUUGACAAGUCUCUGAAAGGCUGGAAGGAAAUCGAAUACGAAGUCGUCAGGGAUGCUUAUGAUAAUUGUAUCACAGUCUGCAACAUGGAAAAUGUGGAUCCACUAGGAAUUCACACAGGCGAGUCGAUUGUUGUUGCACCAAGUCAGACUCUAAAUGACAAGGAAUAUAACAUGCUGAGGACAGCUGCAAUAAAAGUGAUACGACACUUGGGCAUUGUGGGAGAGUGUAAUAUUCAGUAUGCGCUUAGCCCUGAAUCUGAACAGUAUUUUAUCAUUGAAGUGAAUGCUCGUCUUUCUAGAAGCUCUGCUUUGGCCAGUAAGGCAACUGGUUAUCCCUUAGCUUAUGUUGCAGCCAAACUUGGUCUUGGAAUUCCUUUGCCUGUCCUAAGAAAUUCUGUGACAAAUUCUACAACUGCAAACUUUGAGCCUAGUCUGGAUUAUUGUGUUGUGAAGGUACCCCGGUGGGAUCUCAGCAAGUUCUUGCGUGUAAGCACAAAAAUUGGAAGCUCCAUGAAAAGUGUUGGUGAGGUGAUGGCCAUUGGUCGUAAUUUUGAAGAAGCUUUCCAGAAAGCACUGAGAAUGGUGGACGAAAACUGUGUUGGGUUUGAUCAUACUUUGAAGCUGGCUUCUGAUGAAGAUCUUGAAACUCCAACGGAUAAAAGAAUUUUUGUCCUGGCUGCAGCAUUGAGGGCAGGUUAUACAAUUAAUCGUCUCUAUGAGUUGACUAGAAUUGACAAGUGGUUUCUUCAUAAAAUGAAAAACAUUGUGGAAUACUCAAAGAAGCUUGAGUUGUACACAAAGGAUGAAAUGCCUCGUCCUAUUCUUCUGAAAGCUAAACGCCUUGGUUUCUCUGACAAGCAGAUUGCAAUGGCCAUUCAGAGUACUGAGCUGGCAGUGAGACGAUUGAGACAGGAAUGGCAAAUCUUUCCUGUGGUGAAGCAGAUUGAUACCGUAGCAGCGGAGUGGCCUGCUCAAACCAACUAUCUCUAUUUGACGUACAAUGGCGAAGAACAUGACCUCGACUUUACCAAAUCGCAUGUGAUGGUGAUUGGUUCUGGCGUAUACAGGAUAGGAAGCAGUGUCGAGUUCGAUUGGUGUGCUGUUGGAUGUAUCAAGCAAUUACGCAAGAUGGGUUACAAGACAAUAAUGGUGAAUUACAACCCAGAAACAGUCAGUACAGAUUAUGAUAUGUGUGAUCGGCUUUACUUUGAUGAAAUUUCUUUUGAAGUAGUGAUGGAUAUUUAUGAACUGGAAAAUCCAGAGGGUAUCAUCUUGUCAAUGGGUGGGCAGUUGCCAAACAAUAUUGCAAUGGAUCUUCAUCGUCAGCAAUGCCGAAUCUUGGGUACAUCACCAGAAUCCAUUGAUACCGCUGAAAAUCGCUUCAAAUUCUCCCGAAUGCUGGAUACAAUUGGUAUUAGCCAGCCACGGUGGAAGGAACUGUCAGAUACAGAGUCCUCCAAGGAGUUUUGCACAAAAGUCGGCUAUCCGUGUCUCAUCCGCCCGUCUUACGUGCUGAGCGGGGUUGCUAUGAACGUUGCUUAUUCUGACAGCGACCUAGAGAAGUUCCUCAGCAGUGCAGUCGCUGUUUCGAAGGAACACCCUGUUGUCAUUUCCAAAUUCAUUCAGGAGGCCAAGGAGAUUGAUGUGGAUGCAGUGGCCUGUGAUGGAGUGGUGAUAGCAGUAGCUAUUUCAGAGCAUGUUGAAAACGCAGGGGUCCACUCUGGCGAUGCUACACUGGUAACUCCACCACAGGACCUAAAUCAGAAGACAAUGGAACGAAUCAAAGCCAUUGUUUGUGCAAUUGGACAGGAGCUACAAGCCACUGGACCUUUCAAUCUUCAGCUCAUUGCAAAGGAUGAUCAGCUCAAGGUCAUAGAAUGUAACGUGAGAGUUUCACGUUCCUUCCCGUUUGUGUCAAAGACGCUUGGAGUGGAUAUAAUAGCUUUGGCAACACAAGUCAUCAUGGGUGAAGAAGUUGAGCCUGUAGGACUAAUGAGUGGUUCAGGGAUUGUAGGAGUAAAGGUGCCCCAGUUUUCAUUUUCUCGCCUAGCUGGGGCAGAUGUGGUAUUGGGGGUGGAAAUGACAAGCACUGGAGAAGUGGCUUGCUUUGGAGAAAAUCGUUAUGAAGCUUAUCUCAAGGCCAUGUUGAGCACGGGCUUUAAAAUACCAAAAAAGAAUAUUUUGCUUUCCAUCGGCAGCUACAAAAAUAAGAGUGAACUACUAAGUACGGUCCAGUCUUUAGAACAACUUGGGUACAGCCUGUAUGCAAGUCUGGGCACAGCAGAUUUUUAUACCGAGCAUGGCAUUAAGAUUAAGGCGGUGGAUUGGCCAUUUGAAGAUUGUGAUAAUGGUUGUCCUUUGAAAGAGAGGCAAAGAAGUAUUGUAGACUACUUGGAAGAAAAUCACUUUGACUUGGUUAUAAAUCUCUCCAUGAGGAACUCUGGAGGAAGACGUCUUUCUUCAUUUGUUACGAAGGGCUACCGUACCAGACGAUUAGCCAUAGAUUGUUCUGUUCCGUUAAUUACUGACAUCAAGUGCACUAAACUGUUUGUUGAGGCUUUGCGACUGGUCGGGACUAAUCCUCCAGUGAAGACUCACGUAGAUUCCAUGACAUCUCUCAAAUUAAUUCGCUUACCAGGUCUGAUUGAUGUCCACGUACACCUCCGGGAGCCGGGUGGAACACACAAAGAGGACUUUGCUUCUGGCACUGCUGCAGCUUUGGCAGGAGGUAUUACCAUGGUGUGUGCUAUGCCUAACACAAACCCUCCAGUCACAGAUCAGACCUCAUUUGCACUUGUACAGAAGUUAGCAACUGCUGGUGCUCGGUGUGACUUUGCAUUGUAUCUGGGAGCAUCUUUAGACAAUGCCGAUGCUUUACCAUUGAUAAGCAAUUCAGCUGCUGGGUUGAAGAUGUACUUAAAUGACACUUUUUCAACACUCAAAAUGGAUAAUGUAUCCUUAUGGAUGGAGCAUUUUGAGAAGUGGCCGAAGCAUUUGCCUAUAGUUGUACAUGCAGAAAGACAGACUGUAGCAGCUAUUUUAAUGGUUGCUCAGUUAUAUCAGCGACCUGUUCACAUCUGCCACGUAGCUCGGAAGGAGGAGAUCCAGAUUAUACGAGCUGCAAAGCAGAAAGGUGUACAGGUAACCUGUGAAGUAGCUCCUCACCAUCUUUUCUUGAGUGAAGAAGACCUUGGAAGUAUUGGCCAUGGCAAAGGCCAGGUUAGACCAAUGCUUGGCACUAAAGAGGACGUCAAAGCUCUCUGGGAAAAUAUGGAUGUAAUUGACUGUUUUGCGACUGAUCAUGCUCCGCAUUCUGUUGAAGAGAAGAAUAGUGACACGCCACCACCAGGUUACCCUGGUUUAGAGACCAUGUUGCCACUACUCCUCACAGCCAUCAGUGAGGGAAGACUCACCAUUGAUGAUCUAAUUAAAAGGCUGUAUGAAAAUCCCCGGAAAAUCUUUUCAUUGCCAGUUCAAGAAAACACUUAUGUUGAGGUUGAUCUGGAGCAAGAAUGGAUUAUUCCAGCACACAUGCAGUUCACAAAGUCUAAAUGGACACCAUUUGAAGGAAAGAAAGUGAAGGGAAGAGUCAGCAGAGUUGUACUGAGAGGUGAAGUGGCCUACAUUGAUGGACAGGUGCUGGUUCCCCCAGGCUAUGGACAGGAUGUGAGGGCCUGGCCAAUGGGUGUCUCAUUGCCACCACAACCACCACCACCACCUAGUGCAGUAAAGACUCCAGAACAUUCAAAACAUUCUGCUCAGACUGAAACAAUCCGAACCAGGCCAGCAAGCCCACGUAGACUGGCAAGUAGUGGCCCUGCUGUGGAUGCUAGGUUCCAUCUGCCCCCAAGAAUCCACCGCUCUUCUGAUCCUGGACUGUUAAAUGCUGAAGGGGAAUUCAAGGAAAAAACUGUCAAGAAAUUCAUCGAACAAGAUACCAUGAGCCAGGAUGGUUAUGUUUAUCCUCCUCCAGUCUCGAGGCUUCUGUCACCACAGAAUCUUGCAGCACAAGCUGUCCCUCAUCCAUAUUCUCCUCUUUUACAUUCUUUUGUUGGACAGCAUGUUCUGUCAGUUAGACAGUUUACGAAAGACCAGUUGUCACAUUUGUUCAAUGUUGCUCAUAACCUGCGUUUAACAGUGCAGAAAGAUCGUAGCCUGGAUAUUCUAAAGGGUAAGGUUAUGGCGUCCAUGUUUUACGAGGUCAGCACAAGAACUAGUAGCUCCUUUGCAGCUGCUAUGCAACGGCUUGGUGGUUCUGUCGUUCAUUUUUCUGAAGCAACUUCAUCUGUGCAGAAAGGGGAGUCUCUCUUAGACACGGUACAUACAAUGAGUUGCUAUGUGGAUGUGGUUGUUCUUCGCCAUCCUGAACCGGGUGCAGUUGAGCUUGCUGCUAAAAAUUGCCGAAAGCCUAUUAUUAAUGCUGGAGAUGGAGUGGGUGAGCAUCCAACUCAGGCUCUGCUUGAUAUUUUCACUAUUCGUGAGGAGCUGGGGACUGUCAAUGGAAUGACGAUUACAAUGGUUGGAGACCUGAAGCAUGGACGGACCGUACAUUCUCUAGCCUACCUUCUCACAUUAUAUCGCGUGAAUCUCCGAUAUGUUACUCCCAAAAAUCUCCGGAUGCCCCAAAAUAUUGUUCAUUUUCUUGAAUCCAGAGGAAUUAAGCAGGAGGAAUUUGACAGUUUGGAAGAGGCCCUACCAGACACUGAUGUAUUAUACAUGACUAGGAUUCAGAAAGAAAGAUUUGCCUCCGAAGAAGAAUACGAAGCGUGUUUUGGACAAUUUAUCCUCACUCCUCACAUUAUGACCAGAGCCAAGAAAAAGAUGGUAGUUAUGCAUCCUCUGCCGCGAGUGAAUGAAAUUAGUGUGGAAGUUGAUUCUGACCCACGGGCAGCUUACUUCCGUCAGGCUGAAAAUGGCAUGUAUGUAAGGAUGGCUCUACUUGCAACAGUUCUUGGCAAAUUUUGAAACCGUCGACCAACUGAGAUAGCAAGGAAAAGGUUAUGUAUAAGAGAAAAACCAAAAGCGUAUUGAUUAUAAGAUGCGAUGUUUCCUGGGUGACCAUAGGUCAAAUGUUAUUUUUGAGCUCUUGGCUAUCGACUUGAAAUGUCCAAACGUACAGGACGAAUUUCAAACCAUGGAUUUGCUGCCUUAUAGUAACUCAGCAUUUUUACCUAUGUAUCUGACUUCCUGGGAAAAAAAGUCCACUGAGACAAAUUUAUAUGGUUUCAAGUAUUCUGUUUUACUGCUGCUAUUGUUUAGUGGGCUAGGGUAAUUUUCACUUCUCCAAAAAUGUGAAAUUUUGUGACUUGCAGAGGCACAAGUGCUGUAGUCCCUAAGGUAGUGGAUACUUUGGGUCUUUUUUUUAGAGCAUUCUCCAUAUAUCAAAGCAACUGGCUUUUAAUGUUACACACAUCCUUAAAAUUGCAGCUGUUUAAAAUUAAAACAAAACUGCUUGACAGUAAAGCUAAUGUAGUGAACUUGCUAUUUAUGACUGUAAAUAUUCAAGAUUGUAAACUUGUAUCAUUUUUCUGUUACUUUAUUGGAGUAAUGUACCUGGUUGUACUUGGUGAAAGAUAAAACAAAUUGGAAUAUGGUAUAUACACCAUGUUGUACUGUACUUUUAAGGUCGCUGAGUUUAAAGCUGUCAAACCAAGAAAAAUAUCCUUUAUGAAGAUCUCCCUUAUUUAAAAUGGAGACCAGUUCUGGAGAUUACUUAAUUGUCGACCUGCAAAAAUGCCUAUAUUCACAAUAUGGUUACAAAGCACAAUUACUUUACCUUGUGAAGCUUGAAACUUCAGAUUUGCUUUUGAGUUUUAAUGUACUGCAAAGUUACCCAAGAAACACUGAUUCAUAUUACUACUCUCAUACAACUACAUAACUAUUUCUUAAUCUAUUAAUAAGCUGGGAAUGUGUAAAUUAAUUUACAAUACUACUGUCUUGUAUUAACUGGAAACAGGAUGGUUUGGCAGCUAACUGCAUCUUCUGAUAAACUUUAAAGUGCAGCAUCUUACUGUAAUAACGUGGCUGCUAGACCAAUAACAAGAGUUUUGUUUCAGGUAAAUCGGUCAGUUACAAACCUACAGAUUCAUGGUUUUAAAAAAACAUGACUCUUCCACCAGUAGAAAUACAACUGACUGAUUUACUUGAGACAAAUUCAUGGUUUUAUUGACAUUCUAUCUGAAAAGAUCAUCUGGACGUAUAAAAUGUUAAUCUGCUGAAACAUUAUGUAGCCAAUUGUUAUUGAUUGCGGGACUUGCUUUUAAAAGAAAACAUUUUUUUUGUAGGAUUACCUUUUUUUGCUAUCUGUUGUGAACGUUUUAUUCGCAGAAAACAUUCUGAUAAUUGUUAACAGCUUAUUUUUUUAACUGAAUUGUCUCCAAUAAAGUUUAUUGUACUAAA